Molecule: messenger RNA, 2428 nt
Organism: Topomyia yanbarensis
Lineage: Eukaryota; Metazoa; Arthropoda; Insecta; Diptera; Culicidae
Product: calnexin-like
Exons: 7
Coding region: 176-1978 (600 amino acids)
Biological process (GO): protein folding
Cellular component (GO): endoplasmic reticulum membrane; endoplasmic reticulum
Molecular function (GO): calcium ion binding
Source: RefSeq, a predicted model, not a curated record
CCAUAUCCAUAUUGUCCUUCAAAACGUCAUGUUGAAUGGUGCGGCUUUAAGAUCCUGUUCGAAAUUUAUUUGUUAAUUAAUAAUUAUUAGCAUUAGUCGAGCACUAGCUUUGGGGUCGGUUCCAAUUUGGAAACAACUAUUCGUAGGGAAAUUGGAUUCCCUUUGUAAGGUGAACAUGAGAGGGCAUUUUCAUUGUGUGUUAGCCGCACUACUACUUGUGACUACACAAUGUGUGGCGGGUGACGAAGUUCCGGAUGAUGUUGCUUCGUUCGGUGACCCACCUAGUGAUCUAAAAUAUGAAAGCCCGUAUGCUGAUCCCGGGAAGUUCUAUUUUGCCGACCAUUUUGACGAUAAAGAUCAAUUUGCAACUCGUUGGGUAAAAUCACAAGCAAAAAAACAAGACACGGCCGAAGAAAUAGCGAAAUAUGAUGGUGAAUGGGAGGUGGAAUUACCGCAGAGACCACUGCUGCCCAAUGACCUAGGACUUGUCCUGAAAUCGAAAGCAAAACACGCUGCUAUUGCUGCUCCCUUAAGUCGACCCUUCAUUUUCACUAACAAGCCGUUGGUGGUGCAAUAUGAAGUUAACCUGCAGGAAGGACAGGAAUGCGGCGGAUCGUAUAUCAAAUUACUCUCGUUUGGAAAGGAGACUGCAGAUUUGAAACAGUUUGGAGAUAAAACUCCUUACACAAUUAUGUUCGGACCGGACAAAUGUGGCAACGAUAUUAAAUUGCAUUUUAUUUUCCGACACGUUAAUCCCAUUAAUGGUACAAUUACAGAGAAGCACUGUAGAAAGUCAAAGGAUCGUCUUGAUGAUCCGUUUAAAGAUAAGCAACCUCAUCUCUAUCAGCUCGUGUUGCGUCCCGACAAUACCUACCUCAUUCGAUUCGAUCACAAGAUAAUCAAUGAAGGAUCUCUGUUCACUGAGUUCACUCCACCUGUAAAUCCUCCUAAGGAAAUUGACGAUCCAGAAGAUUUCAAGCCGGAAAAUUGGGAUGAAAGAGAAAAAAUCCCUGAUCCUGAUGCGAGGAAACCCGAGGAUUGGGAUGAAGACGAACCACCUCAAAUUCCAGAUCCAAAUGCUUCCAAACCAGAAGGAUGGCUUGAUGAAGUCGAAGAAAUGGUUCCGGAUCCAAAUGCUGAGAAGCCAGCCGAUUGGGACUUGGAAAUGGAUGGUGAUUGGGAAGCGCCCCUAAUUGCUAACCCGGCAUGCGAAAAAGCUGUUGGAUGUGGUCUCUGGAAAGCUCCUCUUAUUUCAAAUCCGACCUAUAAGGGCAAGUGGCGUGCUCCGUUGAUCGAUAAUCCAAACUACCAAGGCAAAUGGGCCCCUCGAAAGAUCCCUAAUCCGGACUUUUUCGAAGACACAAAUCCCUUCAAAUUGACAUCUAUUGCAGCCAUUGGGAUUGAACUAUGGUCUAUGUCUAGUGACAUACUAUUCGAUAAUCUGAUCAUUACUGACGAUGAAAAUGUUGCACGAGAGUGGGCAGCGUCAACCUAUGAUUUGAAACGAAAACUUAUCGACCGUGAAGCAAACACUCUUUGGGACCGUGCAAUGAAGUAUAUGGGGUACAAACCCGGCUACUGGUUGGCUUAUUUCACCUACUGUUCUAUUCCACUCAUUGCAUAUGUUUGGUUUUUAAUUCGACGUCGAGAUAAAAAAGAGGGAGCGACACAAUCGCCAUCGGCAAGGGCUAAGAAAACUGACGAAUACGUACCGGACAGUGAAGAACCUACAAGUAGUAAAUCUAAUCUUAACUUACCCAGUGAUGUUGAACGGACACAAAUGGUAGAUGCAAAUAUCGCAAAUGCAGAAAAUGGCAAUGAUGACGAGGAGGAGGAGGACGAAGAGGACGAUGCAGAUGAAAACGAUGAAAAAGUCGUUGAUGAUAAUGACGCAGCAGAUGAGCUCCCAGAAGAAUCUAGCCAAAGUGCCAAAGAGAUCGAGGGAGGUGUGAAGAAACGAAAGCCUAGAAGAGAAUGAAACGUUCCCUUUUCUAAUUACCAAACCACAAAAUUAUUUUAACUAAGUUUUGUUUCCUGCUAGUGCGUAAUCUUAUACUUAUAAAAUAUUUUUAUUGUAUUAUUGUUUCAACGUGGUAUAGUACAUCGAGCAUAUGUAAUACUUAUUGUAACAAACCAGAACCAGCCUGAAAUAAAUGUGUAGAUACAUCAUUCAAUAAUUAGGGUAGGUUGUGGCUAUCAAUCAUUUCAAUGUAUUUGAACAAAUAACAGCACAUCUUACGAUAUUGCCCAUAAAUAUGCGUUUCGUUUCGACAAACAUCUUGGAACAAUAAAAAGAGAAAACAUAUUUCGUUUUUAUUUGGCUGAUAAGUUGUACGAAGCAUUCUACGUGUUCACUAGGGAUAAUGAUGUUAACCAUAAGGUAAACAUGAUAAACAACAUUCUUAGAACAAUAAAAAACAAAAAAAUA